This is a messenger RNA of Heterostelium album PN500, 5238 nucleotides long. Its product is annotated as leucine-rich repeat-containing protein. Gene Ontology annotation, molecular function: protein binding; ATP binding; protein kinase activity. NCBI's taxonomy places the organism in Eukaryota, Evosea, Eumycetozoa, Acytosteliales, Acytosteliaceae. The coding region runs from base 1 to 5238 and encodes 1745 amino acids. The record is from RefSeq and is a predicted model, not a curated record. The transcript has 7 exons. Gene Ontology annotation, biological process: protein phosphorylation.
AUGUCACAAAUAUGGAGUAAUUCAGUGGCAGGUAGUAUGACAAACAUCAAUAGCGCAAAGCAUGUUCAUAAACUACCGGCAUCACCAAACACCCAAAAGGAAAGAGCUAUAACCAAAAUACCAAUCACAGGUGCCGAUAAAAUCACAGAGGUUUCAACAAAAGACGCCAGAAAUCUUUUUGCCAAAUUAUCAUUCCCAAUAUUUUUAGAUCUUAGCGAUAGUUGUUAUAAUAUAGAAUCGGAUGAAUUUUUAAAAAGUUGUCCAAAUGUUUUAAAAGAAAUCUACAUAUGUAACUUUAAUAUUGAUAUUCUCUCAUUAAAACAAUUUUAUAGAUUAAAUCUAACAUCAAAUUCUUUGAUAGAGGUUUCAUCGAUUGGACAUCAAAGUAAAUUGAAAAGAUUAAUUUUAGAUAAGAAUAAUAUAGUAGAUGUGUCAUUAAAGGGUUUGAAUUCGUUGAUUUACUUUUCGGUUGCAAACAAUAGAUUGGCAUCAGUCCCAGAUUUAUCAGACCAAAAAGAUUUAAUAAAUAUAGAUUUUUCAAAUAAUAGAUUGCAAGAUGGAUUUGAAGAAUUGGCUAAAUUAAAAUCAUUAGAAGUAUUGGAUUUAGCAAAUAACAAUAUUGAUUAUACAACAAUCGAUCAAUUUUCAACUAAGUUUUUAGAGCAUUUGAGAAAGAUAAAGACUUUAGAGUAUUUGGCGUUGGAUGGUAAUCCAAUUGAGAAAUCGAUUCCAGAGUUCAGAUUGUUUAUGGUCAAUGCAAUCCCAAAGUUGAAAUACUUUAAUUGGGUAGCCAUUCCAAAGGAAGAGAAAUUACGUGCAUCCAAGUUGGAAGCCGAAGGUUUCUGGAAGAAAGAUCAACCACUUGUUAGAGAGCAACCACCUGCACCACUGGUGCAGCAAGCAUCACAACCAAAUAUCUCGUCGGGAGCGAUUCCACCGAUUCCAAUGAUUUCAAAACCAACAGCAACAUUUAUUCAGAGAAGACCAAAUACACUCGGUGGUGCUGGUGGUACUGGUUUCUUGAUUGGAUCGCAUCUGGCACGUUCCACCGAUCGCCAAUCGUCAGCUAGUUCCGACACCUCAAGAAAGAUCGACGAAGAUCUAGAUGUCCAACUUCCAUCGAUGGAAUACUACUUGAAUCAAUUGAUACAAGAGUUACCACCAGCCGAGAAUUUAGAUUUCAGUCUUAUGUUGGACAGAAAGAUCUACCUUGAUGCGUUGUACAAUGCGAUUGUCGAUGGAUCGUUGAAUGCCGAUUUAAUUCCUGAGGACAAUGCUAUCUUGGAGUCAAGUAAAGCAUCAGCUGUUAUCGUUCCUCUUGAUGAUGUAAUCGAAGAGGAGGAAGAGCUAUUACAACCAGUUCCAGAGACUGUUGUGUCUGUUGCCACACCAGUUUUAAUUGAAGAUGAAACUUUGGAUUCUCCAGAGAUCAUUCAAACAGCUGUUUCAACAUCAACAUCGACAUCGACAUCACCAUCACCAACACCGAUACCACAACCAAUUAGUACUGCACCCAUCAUUAGAAUGUCAGAAGAAGAUAUCAUGGCAAGCACAAGUGAUCAAAUCAAGGUUAUUUCACCUGUUUUAUCAAGUGAUUCACGUUCUCUGAAUCACUCUGGAUCGGUCUCACCAAAUACUACUACACCACUAUCGUCAUCACCUUCAUUCAGACCAAUUAAUUUUGGAGCGAAACGUCCAGCUUCUCCACUUACCAAGCCUGCUGGAUCAGUCAGUCGUUCGAGUUCACCAUUGACCAACCGUGCAACUGCCACACCAUCACCACCACCUCCAACUGGUUUCGUAGCCAAGAAACUAGAACAAUUGUCAAAGGGUAUCCAAGGAGUAUCUUCCACCCCAACUUCCAAUCACUCAUCGAAACCACAUACCCCACAACCAGGUACACCAAAGUCAGAUGGUGAACUCGAUAUCAAUAAGUUUACAAUGGAGAUUGAAAAGGCACUUCAAGAUAUUCACGAUGUUUCCAAUGAGAUGACCCAACAGAAUCAAAAGCAACAGGAACAACAAACAACUGCUGCAACCCCAUCUCAUCCACAGACCAUCCUUCCAUCGUUGUCAGAGGAGAAUUUGGUAGAGGUUUCUAAUCAUAUUCCAACAACCAACAUUAUUCCAGUACAAAUGGCCGAGUCUGAGGAUGAAGCAGAGGUAUCUCAAAUCACUUCAAUGCCAGUGAUCAAACCAUCCGAUGACAUAAACACUGCAGCCAAGAAGUUGAAUGAGAUGAUUGACGAGUACAAUAAGUCAGAGGAUGAACAACAAAAGAUAAUAGAGAACACCAGAGAAUUGACACUGCUAGAUUUGGUACAGAAGUUUGAGCAGUUACGUUCUUCAAUUGGUGAUGCCCCUCCAAAGUCAUCUACCAGUCAACCAUCUCAAAUUCCAUGGCAAGCAUUAAAGUCGGAUAUUCAAAUAGGUUCCAAAUUGGGAUCUGGUAGCUUUGGUGAAUCAUUUGUGGGUGUCGCUUGGAACGAUCCAGUUGUUUUGAAGAAACUCUACACAAUGCCAACCAACAUCAAUCAAUUCAAAGAUCGUGUAUCAAAGAUGUUGGAUCUCAAUCAUGAGAAUGUAGUUCCAAUCAAAGGUUGUUAUAUCGAUAAGAAUGACUGUUACUUGAUCUCACCAUUCGUUGAUUCUUGCACAUUGGAAACCCUUUUGUCAACACCAAGAUUCAAUUUUAGCCAAGAGUUUAUCUGUAAUGUAUUGCUAGGCAUUGCCAAGGCAAUGUGUUUCCUUCAUCAGCAUGGAUUCAAACAUGGUACUCUCAGUCCAUCGAAUAUCCUCAUCGACCAAUCCGGUGUAAUUCACAUCCGUGACUAUGGAAUGUUUAACGACCAAAAGAUUGAACCAUCGAAGGUAACACCUUACACAGCACCGGAAUUGGUAGUGCAAGAAUCGGAGGAAACUCACGAUGAAACCAUCGAUCAAUAUUCAUUCGGUAUUAUAGUUUGGCAGAUAUUCCAACGUGGAAAACAACCAUUCAAUGGAUCGAGUGAUAUCGUAUCAAUGUUGAAACAAGGAUACCGUCCAGAACUAACACUCGACGUACCAUCGGUAUUCGACCGUUUGAUUCGUGCUUGUUGGCAUCAAGAUAUCACUGCACGUCCAAACUUUUUAACGAUUACCAAGAUUCUCGGACAACCAAUUCCACGUUUAUUCAGUUUGCACUCCAAGGUAUCGACACCGACCACACAAAUUAUCACACCAAAUACAACACCGACUGGAUCACCCAAUGUCAAACCAAUGAGUAUUCCAAACAAGAAUAUAUCAAAUCUAACACCUCUUUCCUCACCAAAACUUGGACCAUUGUCUUCAUCACCAAAGACUACACCAUUGUCAUCGUCACCAUUGUCUGGUUCGCCAAGACUGAAUGUACCAAACAAGCCGGCCCCAGUUGUACCACCAAUUCGCACAAACUCAAUAACACCACCAACAGCAUCACAACCACCAACACCAUCGUUAUCAUCAACCAAACACCAAUUCUCAGAGACAGGUGAACUCAAGAAGAAGAUGAAUCUAGUAUUAGAUAAGAUCAUUUCUAUGCUCCCAGAAGAAUCACUCACUCCAAAGGCAUUGAAGGCACUUGAGAAUCUUGCUUCCAAUCAAGCAAACAUCCAACAUCUCGUAAGAGCCAGUAUUAUGCCACAUCUUAUCAAGACGUUUGCAUUUAACAACGAGGAUAUCAACGAACUCUCAUUAAAUGUAUUAUGCCAGCUCUGUGUAUAUGAAGAUCUUUCAAAUCAAUUCGUUCAACUCUCUGGUUUAGUUCAUAUUGUUAGAUUAAUGAAUUCUACUAAUCUUGGAAUAGCAAUGUCUGCAACAAAAUUAUUAACUGCACUUGCUGAUGAACAAAAUUUGAAAGAGAUAAGAGAAGUUGGAGGUCUAAAAGUAUUGUUUGUUCUUUUACAAUCAAAGAAUGAAUUCAUGCAAAUGCAAGCUGUAUGGGCAGCAUCAAGAGUACUAUUAGACAAGAUCAAUCAAUAUAGCUUCAUUGAAUGGGGUGGUAUUCAAAUGUUAUUGGAAAUGAUGAAUUCAAAUAAUCAAGGUUUAGCUAUGAGAGCAUUACUUGCCAUUUGUUGUUUAAUUACAAAUGAAAUAUGUCAAGAUUUAUUAUUAGAAGCAGGUGUUCUUGGAUUGUUAAUGAAUUGUUUAGUUUCACCAUCAACAUUACUUAGAAUUCAUACAUUAAAGAUCAUUACAAAUAUUGGUAAUCAACCAGAGUUUAGAAAGUUGAUUGUCGCCGAGAAUGGUAUCUCACAGAUUGCAUCUCAGUUGGGUACUUCAUCCGAGGAAGAAAAUCUUUUGGUAUUGAAAUGUCUUAAUGUACUGUUGGCAGGUGACGUAGAUGCCAUCGAACAAUUCAACCUCUCCCCAUGCAACGCAGUCGAUCAACUAUUGUCUUUGUUCAUUAGAAAUCAAUCUACUGAAAUAUUGAAAUAUGCACUUACAUUACUAAAUCAUAUUAUUGAACAUGAACCAUCUAGAUUAAAAGCAAGAAAAGUAAUUCCAUUCUUGGUACAACAGGUAUCGAUUUCAGAGACUGAUAUCACCAUCUUGAUUGGAUGUAUUCAAUCUUUGAUUUUAUUCUCACAACAUGCUUCCUCCAUUCCGAUUAUUCAAAAGACUAAUAUUAUAGAGAUCAUCACAUCUCUUUUAAGAGUCAACAAUAUUAGUACAAAGGUUAAGAUAUUACAGUUGGUAUCGGCAAUCUCUAAGACUGGAGGUACAUAUUUAAGUAUCAUUUGUAAUAGUGAUAUUAUUCCAAUUCUCAAUGAUUUGCUAUCCAGCGAACUUAACCAAAUGGUUAAAGAACAAGUAAUCUCUGCCAUUUCAUGGUUAACUGCAUCAAAUGAAUGUAGAGAUAAAUUUAAUCAAAAGAAUGUUCUUUCAACACUAAUUAAUAGCAUUUCAAAGAGUAUGAAUGCAGAGCUAGUUGAAAGAGUUUUAUGGUCAAUUUCAUUCUUUUGUAUGGACACUGUAAAUCAACCGACCAUCAGAGAGAGUCAUCGUGUGAUUGAUUUCAUUAUUAAUUGUCUUGGAAGAUCAGAGGAAGUGUUGAGAACACUUGCCAUCAAGACAAUACUUGUUCUCUCACAAAACGAAGUAAAUAGACCAGCUUUGGUACAAGCUGGAAUCAUUCCAUUUUUACUAUCCCUUGGUUCCUCCAAUAACAAACCUCUCCAAUUGGCAUCGAAAAAGAUUCUUUCACUAUUAAACAAUUAA